AUGCUAGUCCCCGUCUGCUUAGUAUCAAUAGUAUCUGCCCUUUUGCAAGUGGCCAAUGCUGAAGUACAGGCAUAUGAUAAGAUUGACUUUUCGAAUGUUGGAUUUGCAGGUACUUUUACGCCCGUCAAGAAAUUCUCUAAGAUUGACAGCGAUGAUUGCUCGUGUGAAGUUGCAGAUAAACAAUGGUUCUCUGGUACCAAUGCCCCUGUGUCCGAUUACCUAUCAGUUCAUUUCCGUGGUCCUCUAAAAUUAAACCAAUUUGCGUUUUACGAUUCUCCUUCAUUUGUGAUAAGUGACUCCGAUUCCUCGAGCGAUUGGACCCGUCGUGCUUACUACAAUUCUACUAGUCAGACCGGUGAGAACGUUACAUUUUUGACAGGAGCAGGUGAUGACUCUAAGUGUCUCGGCAAAGCAUUGACCUAUGCGGAUUCCGAUGGUACUUCGAAAGCUUCCUCGGCCACUCUAUUAAAAGACGAUAAUGAAAUCACAUCAGACCAGGAAUUUGUGAUCUUCUCAAACGUAUCAUGUCCCAAAUCGGGUCUAAAUAAGGACUGUGGUGUUUACCGUAGUGGCAUUCCAGCUUAUUAUGGGUUCGGUGGUGUAACAAAGAUGUUCCUCUUCGAUUUCGAAAUGCCAAGGGAGUCGCAAGCGAACAGUUCUUCUUUCAGCUACUACGAUAUGCCCGCUAUCUGGCUUCUAAAUGACCACAUUCCAAGAACUUCCCAAUACCCAACAAAUGCAAACUGCUCCUGCUGGGCUAGCGGAUGUGGUGAAUUCGACAUCUUUGAGGUCAUGAACGGUACAGAACGCGAUCACUUUUACUCUACUUUCCACACUUUCCAGGGUAUUGAGAUCCUGGGAACAGGUAUCCAAUCCUACGGUUACAUUCCAAGAGACACCGAAAGUUCCAUGAAAGGUGGUGUGAUCUUCGAUUCUGCUGGUAACGUUGUUACAUUCCUAUCUAACUCUACGACGUUUGACUCCUCACUCACGCACAGCGACAUCGACACUAUCUUCUCCAAGAUUUCCACCGACGAGACAUACUCCAGCGCUCUGAUGACGAUCUCGGCCACAGCCCCAUCGACAUCGGCCAAAUCCUCAGGAUUCUCAAUCUCAACUAAGACCAACGGACUGUGGUACUAUCUUUUCACCCUAUUCACAGCUCUGACACAAGUCUUUAUGAUCUGA
This is a messenger RNA of Torulaspora delbrueckii, 1188 nucleotides long. RefSeq names its product Toh1p (gene TOH1). The transcript has a single exon. NCBI's taxonomy places the organism in Eukaryota, Fungi, Ascomycota, Saccharomycetes, Saccharomycetales, Saccharomycetaceae. The record is from RefSeq and is a predicted model, not a curated record. Bases 1 to 1188 code for a protein of 395 amino acids. Gene Ontology annotation, cellular component: fungal-type cell wall.